UAGUCACCAAAUUCUAAAUUCUCCUCUCACAAAUGCCUCUUCUGUCACCUCUUUCUCCUCUCCUCUGACCCUGACCAAGUUCAAGCCACCGUCCUCUCUCAUCUGCCCCCCUGGGACCGCUUCCCAGGAGGGUGCCCUGAAUUCAGUGUCUUCUUAGAAGAAUCCGUCCUUUGUAUUUGUGUAACUACGUGUCUGAACACUGAUACGCGCACACGUCCUCCGUCGGAGCAGCUUAUGCAGAACACAGUCCUUACACGUCGCUCAAAGCUCACGUGUCCUCAGCCUUCGUUCCAAUCGCGGGCCACUUUCGGAGAGCGGUGUGUGUGUGCUGGAACACCUGCAAGAGCGCCCCCAGAUCCCCCUCCCUCAGCUGUGUGUGCACUUGCAUAUGUACCCGUUUCGUUACACGGGGUCGUUAACGUUAAUCCCACACCGGGGGCUGCUCAAUGGAAGUGGGACCACAGCCGCCGUGUCCCAUAAUUUACCCGGACAGAGGCUGCGCGCCGCUUCCAAGCAGCGUCCCGGUCUUUUGGGUGGGCGGCAGCCAGGAAGCCCCCGAGAGUUAACUGCUCGCUGCCGCCCUCGGGUCCUCAAGGGGAGUCCGCAUUGACCUUCCGUUGUCCUCGGACUGGACCUGACCUCCAAACUGCAGGGGAUCGGCACGGGUAAAAACGUGUCCAAAACAAAGGAAAAAAAAAGUCCGAUUUCUUGCCACCACAUUACCAUGCCUCGGUAUUACACGUAAUUGUGUUAACACUGAAACCUGGAAAGCAAAAGUCCGUCCAGCAGCGAAAAGUCCCAGAGCGUCCACAGUUUAAACCGGCGCGGGGCGGGGGCAGGGUACAGGGAUUAAGUCUCGCGAGAACGCAGGCACGAGCGUUGUGGGUUCCCCGUCUCUCGCGAGAACCAAACUUCGGCUCCGCCCUCCCCGAGCGUGUGGCCGCGUCUCCCGGGCAACAGCAAUGGCGGCGCCCUUGUCCGAGCGGCUCUUCUCGCUGGAGCUGCUCGUCGACUGCGUGCGUCUAGAAGUCGGGCUGCUGCCGCCGCCGCCCGUGGUCGCGGUGGAGGAGGAGCAAGAGGAGGCCGAAGAGGAGGAGGAGGAGGCAUCCCCGCCACGGCCAUCGCGCGACUUAUGCCCCGCCGUGGCCUUCCGCCUGCUGGACUUCCCCACGCUGCUGGUUUACCCUCCGGAAGGCCCCGGCGCCCCGGCCCCGGAGCCCCGACCUGGCCUGGUCAGCUUCGGUCGCGGCAAGUCCUGUCUCUUCCGCCUGCACCCCGCCACCCUGUGCCGCCAGCUCCUUCGGACCCCGCUUUACACCUUGCUGCUGCAGCUGCCCCCCGGGCGUCCCACGCCCACCCCGCAGCUCCUCGGUGCCUGCAGCAUCUCUCUGGCUACCACCGCCCACAAGGUCCUGGGGCAGGCCGCCCCCGGCUGCUCCCACGGCCAUCGAGGGAGUUUCCCUCUGCAUAACCAAGUUGGGGAGCGGAUUGGGGACAUUGCCCUGGGCUACCGCUUAACCGAUUUGGGAAGCAGCUUGUUGGGGCAUCUUGAGAGGCCAGUCGCUUCCACGGGAGGUGGGGUGGAGCGCGGAGAGAUCGGUUACCAGACCCCGCAGGAAAAACAGCAACCACGGUCAGAGCCAAGAACAAGACAUGCUGAUAGUUUUCUCGUGGGUUUAAAAAUCCCAAAAGCACAGAAAGGUUUGGAGGAAGGAGCUUUCCAUAGUAAGACCAACUCUGGUGACACUGUUUCUGUGAAGCCUGGCAAAACCAGCUCUGUUUGUUCAAAUUCUAGUGGUGUGAGGAGCCUUAGCCCCCCAGAUCAGGAAGUCACAGAGUUAGACAUCGAAACCAACACAUUUUGCCCCCCUCCUCUGUAUUACACUCAUUUGACCCAAGAAAAGAUGCCCCCUGUACAGGGUACAAUCACCAUUAAGCCUCAGGUAAAUGUACCUGAGGAACCAGAUGGUAUUUGUCUGGAGGAAAACCGUGCAACUGCCCCAAAACAUACUGAUUCUCUGAAACGUACUAAUUCUGGGACACAUGAAAAUCCUCCAGUGCCCAUAAAUCCUCCGCAUGUUCAGGAUGCAGGAGCACGUGACCAAACUACAGAUCAUGCUCAAACUGAACAAAAUAGAAUUAAUACAAUAAGGCAGCUGCCUUUGUUAAAUGCCUUGUUGGUUGAGUUGUCCGUGUUAUAUAACCAGCCUGUGGCAAGCCCUACUCACAUACAUCCUCACUUAGCCUGGUUAUAUAGAACUGAGGAUAAGAAGUCACCAGAAUCUUCUGCCAAAUGCACAUGUAAAUCUGAAUCUAAGGAUAAGCUUCCUGUGGGGGGAAAUGAAAAGUUCAUGAAUCUUCAGUAUAAAAAGAACCAAGUCGAAAAUCUCAAAAAAGGUAAACAUUUUGAAAAGAACAGUGGUCACCCCCCCAGAAGAGUCCCAAGGGGGAAGCUGCUUUACGGUUUAACAAAUACACUUAAACUACGUUUAAAGCAGACAAAUCCUGAUAUGUUGGUAGUACAUGAAAGAAGAGAGCAGUAUAGAAAAAUGCAAGCACAAAUGUUGGGUGCAAAACUCAGAAUUCCAUCAUCCAAAGUUAAAGUAUUAAGCUUUGCGGAACAACAUCAGAAGCCACACCAACUGCCAAAUGACGAGUGUUUGGGAUUAGAUGCGUCUUUUGCUGAAAACAGUGAUACCUCAAAGCAAAUCAGUGGAGUUUUUGAUGACCCUAGCACAACUAAAGAAACUAAACUGAAAUGUGCAACUGAAAAAGCUGUAGAUUGUGAUGAACAUAGAAGAGAUAAUGGUUUAUUGGAAGAAAUUGUGACACCUGCAGAUUCCACCGUCCCACAAGGGUUUAUGCACGCAAGUAUUUUGGAAGGAAAAGUGGAAAUGAAAGUCCAAAGUCCAUGUGUUUUCCAACAAGUUGCAGUUGUUAACAGAAUUGUAGUAGAUAAAGAAAUGGAAGAUAAACAGGUCAAAACCACAGAUGAUGACAUUCUUAUUGAAGAUAUCGGUGAAGAUAAACCAUGUAAAAAUAGUUGCUCUGAAAGCAUCUCAGAACUGAAGUAUUCCGAUGACUUCACCAGCCCUUGCUCUUCUGAAGAUUUCUCUACCUCCGACGACACUAGCAGAAUUUUACAAACUCAUGAUAGCAGUCCCGGGUCGGAAAAUCCAAAACAUAAUCAAUAUACAAGUAAAUCUAGUGAAGCAAUACUGUCCACAAGAAAAAACAGCAGUGAAAAGAGUUCUGUUCUUAGCCCGCCUUUUUCAGCUGGGUCGCCAGUAUACUCAUAUAAAAGAUCUCAUAUUUCAAAGAUUAAAGAUAAAAGUUUGGAGGAAGUGUCUAGUAUCUCUACCAGUGAUUUAUCUUCAUCACAUUGGACUGAGGAGAAAGAAAACCAGAUAGAUCGAAGCAGUAUGCAUAAUACUAAAGUUCUAAAGAGGGGUCAGGACACCCCUACUAAACUUAAAACAGGAACUGGUUGCAAGUCUUCAGAAAAAAGCCAGUCACCUCGGACAUCUCAAGUGAGUUCUUAUCUGCCAUCUAAUUUGUCGGACCUGGAACUUCAUGUCCUGGACAGCAGUGCACCAGAUCACUUUGACGAAGACGAUGAAGUUGCCUCACUAAGUAUUUCCAAGCAAUGCAAAGAUAUUUGCGAAUUAGUCAUAAAUAAACUUCCAGGAUAUACAGUGUGAAAAUACGUGCUUUUAAAAAAAAACAUUUAUUUUUGUAUAACCUAUGUGUACCGUUAGUGAAACAAUUUUUAAUAAUUCUUUACAUUAUUUUAGUACAUAAAUUAUGUGGGUAAUUUUUAAAGAAAUAUGUUAUUUUGAUGUCUAGAUAGUAUUUAUUAAGUUGAACAAUAUUAAUCAUGAAAUCACCUUAUAAUCUAGGUAAGAUUGAGUUGUUUAAUCUUAGAAGAAUAAAAGUAUCUUUCUAAACUCUCUGAAAAAAUCAGUCAUCCUAAAGCAGACUUCAGGCACACCAUUAAAAAAGAAGGCUAGUUAAUAAAGAUAAUCUCAGAUUUUAAUGGGAAUAAAUCAUUUGACAAAUAUCGAAGAACUUACUGUGUGAGAUGCAGAAAGGUACAAAAAUGUUUAACAUACAGCCCCUGUAGGUAGAGCUUACUGUUUUAUAUAUAUAUGAAUUCUUUAGGGAAAUCUUUGAUACAUACACAUCCCAUAUCCCCAAUAGAUAAAGUCCUUUUUAUAUGUCAUCAUUGUGCUCUACUUUUUUUUUAUGCAGUUUGUGUGAUUACUUGAUUAAUGUUUAUCUUCUUAAGUUUUGCAAUGGAAGGGACCAUAUUCUGUUUUGCCCACCAGUGUAUGUUCCUGGUAUCUAGCACAGUCUGGCCUUGGUUGGGGUGUGAUAAAAGCAUGUGUUGAACAAAUUAAUGAAGGCCACGCAUUUAAAAUAACCUGAUGGGAGGCAAUAGAAUUCAGCAGUCAAACAAGCAGAAAUCCUAAGAAGAAGCAGCAGAAAAUCCUUAUUGGAAACAUGGUUAUUUGACUACAAUAUUUUUGUUUUGGUGUCUAUAAACAGCCUGCAGGUGUUCAACGAAGUAUUUGGGGAGGGAAGCUAAGAAAGGUGUCUUCCAGUUUCUUAUAUAGAAAUUCAAUUUAUUGUUGUCAUUUCAGGUUGUUCCAUAGUUAUUUUUAAGGUAUGAAAAGUUGGUUUUUAUCUAGUGAUCAUUUCUUUAUAAUUUCUUCCAUUGGUUUUGUACUCAGACCUUAUUGUGUUCAACUGUUUACAUGUAAUUUUUUAUGUGUUAUAUUUCAAUUUUUACAAUUUUAAUAUAUCUGAUCUUUUUGGAUGUAUGGAGUGAAGCCCUAAUUUUCCUUCCUUUGUAAGUAAUCAAAUAACAAUGCAGGUAUUAUCUUUUGAAUGAUAGUAAAAUUUAGAAAGGUGGUAAGAGAUGAGGAUAUUAUAUUUUGAGAAACAAUAUGUGUAAAAGAAAUAUGGGAAUGAGCAUAAUGUACUCAUGGGACUGAGAAAAUAUCUUGAUUAGAAUGGUAGAGUGGUAGAAAGGAUAUUUGUUGAGUAAGAAAAGUCCCCGAUUGUAGGGAGCUUCAAAUCCCAAGUAUAAUAAUAAAGACCUAAGCAAUCGAAACAAAAGAGUAUUUUAAUUUACAGUUAAGCACCAAUACGUGGUCAUGGCAUUUUGAAUAUUAUAAAUUAUUGAAAUAAUUUCUUGAAGGCACAGAAAUUAUACCAGUAAACGUUUUGAAAUAUGAAGUGCUUCUUAAUGGCUAAUGGCUAUGAUCUUAAUUUUUCAGUUAAUAUAAAGCAUCUAGCGUAUCAUCUCGGAAAAUCAAAGUAGUUUACUGCUAGGUGCUAUAGCUACCUAUCAGCUUGGUGUGUAAAUUGUUAGCAAUUUUUCACUACUAUGGAAGAGAAAAAUAUAAGCAAUAAUGUCAGAAACAUUAGAGAAAUAAUUCCUUAAAAAUAAACUUUUAUUUGAUUAGGAGUAAGUCAUCGCCUGUGAUGAGAAUAGAUGAGAAAAAUUAUUAAUUCAGUAUGUCUGGGGUACAACAAAGACUAAAGCAUUAAUGUACUUUAGAUUACAAAACUAAGUAGCUAAAUAAGAUUCUCUUCAAGUCACUCCAUCGGUAUUUAUUUCUAGAAUUGUGGUGUUAGUAUUAAUAGCUUAAUUCUAGUGAAAAAUACUUCUUUUCAUGCAUUUAGUACUUCCUAUUUGCAACCUAUCUUCAAAUUCUACUUCCUGUUUUAAUUCUACAACCUAGAAGCUUAGUUUUUUAAGAAUAUCAUAAUAUACUAUUCCUGAAAUGUUCUCUAUCCCCUGAAUUGCUUAAAAUCAUUGAAACAUGAAAUAGUAUUUCAGGCUCUUAAAUAAGGGAGACCUGUUAUUUAGUUGUUUGUAAAACUAAGCUAUUGCAAUUCAGCUUUUCUGAAUAGCACCGGUAGCUAAGCUGUUGUGGGCGAAACUGGAUGGGAGAGGAUCUAAGAAGCUGUGAACCACAGAAUGUUAGGGCCUUAGGAGGCAGCUGUCAACGGUGACAAGUCCUUUGAGCUAUGACGUGUACACAGAUUCCGAGAGGGCUCUGCGGAUGCAUACAAUAUGUUGGUUUUUCCCUUGGUCGUAUGUACGCUGCCCAUAGCUUCAGAUACAAGGAACAAUGAUACUGAACUUUCUGCCUUGGGCUUCUGGCUUUCUGUAGAGAGCCACCCCUUCCCAUCUCAAUUAAUUUUUAUGUUCUGCCUAUAAAAGCAGUGCAUUUGUUACGGAAUUAUAUUUGGGAACCAAGCUUUUAUUUUCUGUAAACAUAGAGUUAAAGAUCAUAAAUUAAACAAACUUUUAAUUACCACACCGUGGUUAGAAAGGCAAAGGAAUUUCAUAGCAAAGCAACAUAUAAACAAGAUAAAUAAUAUUUACAUUUGUCUAAUCAUAAACUGUCCUUGGGCCUAGAGAUAUAGCCAUCUCUUAGGCUACUUAUACUUUUGUUGAGAUUAAGAUAUCUGGAAUUGUGCAGAAUGAUAAUUUAUGUGCCAAUACUUGCUGGAUCCUUCUCAUUUUUAACCUAAAACAAUGCAAGGAAAACAUGUUUAGUCAAGGACCAAGGCAUUUUUGCUAUUUUUCUCCAGAAAUUUAUCUGUCAUGCUAGGAAAUAAGAGAUUUCAGGAAGAGCAUCAUUAGGUUGGAGUGCCUAGCCAUAGGAAUAUAAUUACUUUCUUAUUUUUCAAAUACUUCUCUGUUAUGCUAAUAAUGUGUAUUAACUCUAGAAAAAAAAUAGAAAAUUCAGGUAGAAGUCUUUGCUACAAAAUUGUGUAUUAAGGGAAGGUUUUGGUCUUUCCUUCCAAAACCCCAAUGAAAUCACUGAUGUAAAAAUAAGAAUGAACCCUUAGUAGCCCUGGAGAACAAGGCAGAUGCUGCUGGUAGACAGGACCGUUUGAGGAACUUCUGGAAGAUAAAGAGCUGGUGGAAUUAGGUUGAUGAAAAAUGUGUUAGAAAUCUACCCGUCAGCAUCAUCCAGUGUGGGAGCUGCUGGAGAAAUGAGAAGAUAGUGUUUGUUUUCUAAAUAGCCUCAAAUAUACUUCAAAUAAAGUCGACUUGGGAAUAGAAGCAGGUUAUGGGCAACUUGGGGGCAGAACAGAACUGAGGAUGUGAGAAACUGGAGCCCAGCUAAAGGUUUAUCUACUAGAAAAGUUGUUGGGAUCAAAGAGAAAAACUAGUAUUUUUGCUUUUGACACCAAAAUGUUUUU
Messenger RNA from Lutra lutra (Eurasian river otter), 7227 nucleotides. It is a transcript of the gene MAP10, whose product is annotated as microtubule associated protein 10. The record is from RefSeq and is a predicted model, not a curated record. Gene Ontology annotation, cellular component: mitotic spindle pole; mitotic spindle midzone; cytoplasmic microtubule. The transcript has a single exon. Gene Ontology annotation, molecular function: microtubule binding. Gene Ontology annotation, biological process: cytoplasmic microtubule organization; mitotic spindle midzone assembly; positive regulation of cytokinesis. NCBI's taxonomy places the organism in Eukaryota, Metazoa, Chordata, Mammalia, Carnivora, Mustelidae. The coding region runs from base 963 to 3701 and encodes 912 amino acids.